GAAUAAGUUGGAUCACGUCUGUCUUCACUGAAAUCCAAAAUCAUAUCAAAACUAUGGCGGUGUUGAGAAUAAGAACAAUGAGAUACUUUGGGGUUUGGACCUUCCUCGUAAUAGUGGCUGUGGUCUGUGCGCAAAGGGUCAAUGACCCUAGCAAUAUGUCAAUCGUAAAAGAAACUGUGGAUAGACUGUUGAAAGGAUAUGACAUUCGCUUGAGGCCAGAUUUUGGAGGUCCCCCUGUGGGAGUGGGGAUGAAUAUAGACAUAGCCAGCAUAGACAUGGUAUCUGAAGUCAAUAUGGACUAUACAUUGACUAUGUAUUUCCAGCAAGCUUGGCGAGACAAGCGGUUAUCCUACUCGGAGAUUCCCCUCAAUCUCACCCUGGAUAACCGAGUAGCGGAUCAGCUGUGGGUCCCAGACACCUACUUCCUAAAUGACAAGAAGUCUUUUGUCCAUGGUGUCACAGUGAAAAACAGAAUGAUUCGACUCCAUCCAGAUGGAACCGUGCUCUAUAGCCUGAGGAUCACCACUACAGCAGCUUGUAUGAUGGACCUGAGACGAUAUCCGCUGGACGAACAAAACUGCACACUGGAGAUAGAGAGCUAUGGGUACACCACUGAUGACAUAGAGUUCUACUGGCGAGGAGGUCAUAACGCUGUGACGGGGGUGGAGAGAAUAGAACUACCCCAGUUCUCCAUCGUGGACCACAAACUCAUCUCUAAGAAUGUCGUCUUCUCUACAGGAUCCUACCCCCGACUUUCCCUCAGCUUCAAGCUGAAGAGGAACAUUGGCUACUUCAUCCUGCAGACCUACAUGCCCUCUAUCUUGAUCACCAUCCUUUCCUGGGUCUCCUUCUGGAUCAACUAUGACGCUUCCGCUGCCAGAGUGGCUUUGGGAAUCACCACUGUGCUGACCAUGACCACCAUCAACACUCACCUGCGGGAGACCCUUCCCAAGAUCCCCUACGUCAAGGCCAUUGACAUGUAUCUUAUGGGUUGCUUCGUAUUCGUCUUCCUGGCCCUGCUAGAGUACGCCUUGGUCAACUACAUCUUCUUCGGCAGAGGACCCCAGCGCCAGAAGAGAGCGGCUGAGAAAGAAGCUGUCGCCAACAAUGAGAAAAUGAGAAUGGAUCCAAACAAGUGGUUGGUGGGAAAUGUAGUUCAGAGAGACGAUACUCUGUAUGCCAGAAUGAAACAGAGGGAUAUUGACGCCCAUGACUCGAUGUGGGAACCAAUCUUUGUGGACGAUGCAGCGAUAGGACUAGGCGAGGAAAAGAAUAAGAUGGACCCGCAUGAAAAUAUUCUACUGGGCACUAUAGAAAUUAAGAAUGAGAUGGGAGCAUCGGAGCUGACCCUUGGUCUCAGUGACCCCAGGAGCACCAUGUUGACUUAUGACAGCUCCACCCUGCAGUACCGCAAAGCAGGGCUGCAGGCCAGGCACAACUUUGGACGCAACACCCUGGAGCGCCACAUGCCUCAGAAGAAGAAUCGGCUACGGAGGCAUGCUUCACAGCUGAAGAUCAACAUUCCCCAUUUGACUGAUGUAAACUCUAUCGACAAGUGGUCGAGAAUGAUCUUCCCCACUGUCUUUUCUUUGUUCAACAUAAUCUAUUGGCUCUACUACGUCAACUAAAUGGACUUCAGCAAGGGCAGAACUAAACAAACAACAAAGCUAGUUUUCUCUGAAUAGUUAUCAUUUUGCUGUUUGUUCUUGCAACACAAGACUGAAUUACUAAAACAAAAUCAGGACUGACUCCAUUUUACCUUGGAACACCUUAAUUGCUGGCUAACACAUGAAAACCUUAGAGGAGAGCGAGAGAAAUUCAGAACAUAUACUGUAUGGUGCCUGUACCAGAGUUUUUGUUUAUAAUUUUACAAGUACAAUAUUUAGUGAAUUUAGUAUUUUAUCAUUUUUAAACGUUUGUUUGCAUAUAUUUGUAUGUUUUUACAUUUUAAAAUCUUUAUAUAUAUCUAUCUAUCUAAUUUGUUGCCAAAACAUAGUUAGAAAUAUUAAUGAUAUAUUGAUUUUUAAAUAUCUCAGACCACAAAGACACUCCUUAAAACAGUUACAAGCAUGUUCAGGUCAAUCUUUUCUAAGACUCAUUACUUCAAAGAUGUAAUGUUAUUUAUCCUAGAAUUUAUUUUGUCUUUAUAUUGUGAAGUUUCACGUUUUCAUAGUAUUAAUAUAUUAAGUCAUAGUAAAAGGGUUUUACGAUUAACCAACCUUUUCUACCUUGAUAUAGUUGAUAAAUCAUAUUAUUUAUUUUGAAGCAUUAUUUCAAUUCUAUGAAAGUGUUUGAUAGUGUAGUAGAUACUAUUUUAGACGACAGAAACAAACAUCAUUCCUAACAUUGACAGAAGAAACUAGAAAGUAAAGUUUAUCGGCCGUUGACAUUGAAUGCUGUAGCAUAGCUAACAGAUAAAUGCAUCACAAAGCCUUUGAUUCAUGAUUUGAUAUUGUUUUCUUAAAGUAUUCAUUCAGAAAAGGUACAGAAUAUUAACUUGAAAUGUAGAAGUUGAAUAUAUUGCAAAAAAUGAGAAGAAACUGAGAAAGAAAUUGAGAAAGAAAAUGUUGCAUUAGUCUUCAAAGCAGUUUAAGAGUCAGUGAUACAGUGAUAGAUCAUGUAGAAGAUCAAUUGAAGAAAAAUACACAAACCUGUCUCUGAAAAAUUGUCCUUUGUCCAUUUUGGUCCUUUGUUCACAUAUCCGGAAGAUUACAGGAUAAUAUGAUGUAUUUGCUCAUAAUUGUUCUUCACAUGGAUAUACAGAAACAAACAUUGGCUCUAGUUUGUUAAGAAACAUCAGAUGGCAUCUUGUAAUUCCUAUUCCUAAUGAAUUGAGCCAGCAGUUAAGGAUUCUAUGAUAGGCAUUUCAUGAUGCAUCAAAAGACAAUCUUUCCUAUCACCAUGAUGUGUAAAUAUCUCUUGUAUAUGAUUAUUUAAAAAGUAAUGAUAUCUAUCACAGUUCCAGCGAGGAUCCAUCCAGAAUGUGUCCAUGAUAUAAUUAUCUUCAGGAAGUUGGAAGGUUUUGAAAACAAAGGUUUUGAGCAGCUCCAUCUUCUUAAAUGAUACACUGUCAUUACUGCCAUUUCUUUAUCAAAUAUCCAGGUGUUGACAGUAACUAUACAAAACAAAGAGUAUGAUAGAGAGAAAAGGCUGCUCUGCAAGCUGGCAAGAGAAACCACAAUGCACGAAAGCACAAUGCUGCUCCAAAUCUCAAUUGAAAAUGGACUGUCGUCUUAAGAUAAUAUGUUUAUUUCUGAUAAUCAGUUCAUUAAGUUUCUCUACUUUCCUUCCAAAUGAUUACUAUAAGUAUACUGUAAUAAUACUUAUUUCUUUCCAAAUGAUUACUAUACGUAUACUGUAAUAAUACUUCUUUCUUUCCAAAUGAUUACUAUACGUAUACUGUAAUAAUACUAAUUUUCUGAUAAUGCAUUUUUACUCUACUUUCCUGACAAAUGAUUACUAUAGGUUUAGUGUAAUAAUACAUCUUUCCUGCCAAAUGAUUACUAUAGGUAUAGUGUAAUAAUACACCUUUCCUGCCAAAUGAUUACUAUAGGUAUAGUGUAAUAGUACACCUUUCCUGCCAAAUGAUUACUAUACUUAUACUGUAAUAAUACACCUUUCCUGCCAAAUGAUUACUAUACUUAUACUGUAAUAAUACACCUUUCCUGCCAAAUGAUUACUAUACUUAUACUGUAAUAAUACACCUUUCCUGCCAAAUGAUUACUAUAAGUAUACUGUAAUAAUACACAUUUCCUGCCAAAUGAUUACUAAUACUGUAAUA
This is a messenger RNA of Oncorhynchus masou masou (cherry salmon), 3781 nucleotides long. RefSeq names its product gamma-aminobutyric acid receptor subunit beta-2-like. Gene Ontology annotation, cellular component: plasma membrane; neuron projection; GABA-A receptor complex. Gene Ontology annotation, molecular function: neurotransmitter receptor activity; chloride channel activity; extracellular ligand-gated monoatomic ion channel activity. Gene Ontology annotation, biological process: nervous system process; chloride transmembrane transport; chemical synaptic transmission. The transcript is spliced from 10 exons. The record is from RefSeq and is a predicted model, not a curated record. NCBI's taxonomy places the organism in Eukaryota, Metazoa, Chordata, Actinopteri, Salmoniformes, Salmonidae. The coding region runs from base 54 to 1628 and encodes 524 amino acids.